Molecule: messenger RNA, 2079 nt
Organism: Anopheles marshallii
Lineage: Eukaryota; Metazoa; Arthropoda; Insecta; Diptera; Culicidae
Exons: 10
Coding region: 1-2079 (692 amino acids)
Biological process (GO): iron ion transport
Cellular component (GO): plasma membrane
Molecular function (GO): copper ion binding; oxidoreductase activity
Source: RefSeq, a predicted model, not a curated record
AUGAGACCUCGCGAUAGUAUAGUGCUGGUCCCGGGACCAUUUCUGUGGAUAGUUUGGAGUGCAUUGUUUGCAUCGACACUACCGAAGAUCGAUAGCUUCGUAGGAUUACCACUGUCGACAAAGCCGGCACGACUCUGGCCACUGCUACUACAACUCCCCAAUACGCCCCCACCCACCAUAGGACGAGUCGUACCGGGUGUGCAGUGUGACCGGCCUUGCACUACCGAUGGACCACCGCUAACAUGCCACUUUCACUGGAAGUUGGAAAACUUCGCCACCAUGGGAUCAUCCUGCGGGCACUGUUGGCUCGGCAUCCGGAAGCACUGCUUCCAUCGGCAGUGCAUCACAGCGAACGGGAUGGAGCGCGGUGUUUACACCAUCAACCGACGCAUCCCGGGACCGGCGAUACAUGUCUGCAAGCACGACAUCAUCGUGGUGGACGUUGAGAACGAGCUCGAGGGUCUCGGGUCGACGAUCCACUGGCACGGUUUCCAUCAGAAGGACAGUCCCUGGAUGGAUGGUGUGCCGAUGGUGACCCAAUGCCCGAUAGCGCAGGGUACCGUCUUUCGCUAUCGCUUCACAGCGGAGGAAGCCGGCACACAGUUCUACCACUCGCACUCCGGCUUUCAGAAGGCGAACGGACACUACGGUAUGGUGGUCGUGCGCGACCCGGAUGAUCUCAAUCGGAAACACUAUGACUACGAUCUGUCCGAGCAUCGGAUCAUCAUCGCGGACUGGACGCUAGACAUGGUGGAAAAGUGGGUACCGGGCAUCUCCACCGAGUCGAUGCGCGUCGACUCCAUCCUCAUCAAUGGCCGCGGGCGGUACUUUAAUGAAACGACCGGUACUCGAGCGAAUGCCCCGUUAACGGUGUACCAGGUGGAAUAUGGCAAACGGUACCGCUUUCGGUUGGUCAGCAGCGGUAGCCAGUACUGUCCGUUCCAGCUGCAGAUCCAAAAUCACAGUAUGUUGAUCAUCUCCACCGAUGGGGGAACAGUGCAGCCACAGCACACCGUAGACACGCUGUUGUCCAUCUCCGGCGAACGAUACGAUUUCGUCCUCACAGCCAACCAACCGCCGGGCCAUUACUGGGUACGUGUCCGAGGGGUCGGUUUCUGCGAUCCAAUGCGCGUGGAAGAUUUUGCCGUCUUGUCCUACCGCACAACGGUGUCGUCCAUCCCGGACGGUGAGCUGACGGUAGAGCAAACGUUGGCCUUCCCGGAGGCAUCGCUACCGGCGUACGAUGACCCAUACCCGGAGGGUAUCGUAUUUAACCACCAAACCGCACCCUGCUACACCCCGAACGACACGUACAUCUGUGCCGCGGAUCUGGAAUCGUACGAGGUGUUCCGGGACGAUGCACUCAUCGACGCCGUACCGGAUCAUACGUUUUUCCUUGGGUUUCAUGUUAUCAGAGCGAACAAUAGCUUGCUGUUCUCGGAUCAUGGUUCUAGCCAUUUCGCAACCGUCCAAGAUGAUUUCAACACGAUCGGUGCAACGAACAUGAUCAGCUUUGUGCCACCGACCUUCCCGCUGCUGAUCCAACCCGAGCUGAUAGUCAACGAGAGUGCACAGUUUUGCAACGUUAGUCACAAACCGGCCCACUGCACCGAUGACCGUUUGUGCUUUUGCACACACCGCAUAAAGGUGAAACACAACGAUGUUAUCGAGAUCGUACUGCACGAUACGGCCAAGGUGCAACAACAGUUCUACCAUCCAUUCCAUCUCCACGGGCAUCGAUUUAUAGUGACCGAUUCUGGUCGCUUUCCGAGCGACAUCCUUACGGAUCAGAUAGCAUACCUGCAGAAUCUUCGUGCCGUUCGGCGACCAAACGCACACAGCCCACCGUACAAGGAUACGAUGUCCAUACCGAACCGGGGCUACGUUCGGGUGCGGUUCCGUGCGGACAACCCUGGCUUCUGGCUGGUUCACUGUCACUUUGAAUGGCAUCUUGCCAACGGUAUGGGGCUGGUGCUGCAGAUUGGUGAACCGGACGAAAUGCUCAAACCGCCGGCCAAUUUCCCCCGCUGCGGUAGCUAUCAACCACCGCUGGAGGGAGCCGAUCAGGCAAGGCAUUAG